Molecule: messenger RNA, 1053 nt
Organism: Aspergillus fumigatus Af293
Lineage: Eukaryota; Fungi; Ascomycota; Eurotiomycetes; Eurotiales; Aspergillaceae
Product: putative aldehyde reductase
Exons: 8
Coding region: 1-1053 (350 amino acids)
Cellular component (GO): cytosol
Molecular function (GO): aldose reductase (NADPH) activity
Source: RefSeq, a predicted model, not a curated record
AUGAAACCCGAUCCUUUCUUAUUCAUCUCAUCUCUGGGUGACUGCUUGCAUACCCUACGUAUCUUGCUUGGACCUAAAGACGAAACUGUGAUAUCCCUAGGACGUAAAUUCAAGCUCAAUUCUGGAGUUAUGCGUUCGAGCUACAUAAAUCUUGCUGCUAAUGACCUGACAGCUAUCUGCGCAUGUCGUCGCGACGGCUCUUCGCGUGGCGGCGUGGGAUACCGGCAUAUCGACAGUGCUGCUGUCGGCUUGAAUGAAGCUGAAGUAGGACGGGGAUGGAAGAAGUUGGGUGUGCCCCGAGAGGGGAUAUUUUUAACGAGCAAGCUGUGGAAUACGCACCACCAUCCGAGCCAUGUCGAAGAAGCGCUCGACAAAACAGUCAAGGAUCUACAGACGAAUUAUCUGGACUUGUAUCUGUUAUAUCCACUGGGCCAUAUCCUUCAUACCUACCAACGACACAUUCCAGCAUCUCGACCCGGUCACAAACGAUUCCGUUUAGUGGACAUUCCCAUCGGUGACACUUGGGCAGCGAGGGAGAAGCUAGUCAAUGCUGGCAAGAUUCGAAGUCUUGGAGUCAGCAAUUUAUUCACCAUUGAGAAGAUGGAGGAACUACUUAACACGGCAGACAUUCCUCCCGCAGUCAACCAGAUCGAGGCGCAUCCUUACCUCCUUCAGCCCAAAAUCUAUAUCUCACCAAUAACCUACAAUAGCAUGCACAUCUUGUUGACUGUUCCCCAGAAUAUCCUACCUGCUGCGUACAGCCCUCUGGGCAACAAUAUCUUCGGUGGACCUCGGUAUACUAAAUCCUCGUACCUGCUGGCGAAUUCGAAGCUCCUAGAAAACUCGGCCAAUAUGGCGCGAGGCCCGCGUUCUGAAAUCGCGAGGAGACCGGCGUCCGUUCAACCUGACGAAGGAACACCUGGACCAAUUGAAGCUGAAGCUCCUUUGGAUAGAGCUUCUCUAGCUCUUCCUUGGAAAGUACGGCUCGCGGGGCACAAGAAGGGGAACCUCAUGGAAAAAUUCCAGAAAAACAGCAAUUGGGUGCAAAGUUAG